CCUAACUACAUUACCCAAAAACCAUCUCCGUCUUCUCCAGCCACUUCUCGACCAAACCCAUCCGAACCGGAAAGGGAAAAUGGCCUUGACUUUGCUGCUUCGUAGAGCGACCUCCGCUGCGGUGCCUCUGGUGACCCGAGCCGUCCGACCCAGCAGGACCGUCCAUACCGCUAUCUCCACUGUCGGAAAGUGCGCUUUCAGCCGUGAACUCAACCGUAGAACCUUUGUUCCGUUUCAGCGAUUCUCUACUGCUACGGCGAAGAAAUCCAGCUCCGAUGAGAGUCUGAUCCAAGUUCUUGAAUCUGAAAUCGUAUGCGCAGAGGAAGAUCGAUCAGCGGAGCAGGUUGAUGUCCCAGAUGGCUUUCCUUUUGAAGUCCAAGAUACUCCUGGGGAAAGGACUGUAUGUUUAACAAGAAAGUAUCAAGAUGAAAUUAUCAACGUAAACGUUGACCUUCCUAAUGCUUUAGAUCAGCCUGAACAUGAUGAUGAGGAUGAGGGUGAAGAGUCACAAACUAGUGUUCCAAUGGUUGUGAGUGUAUCAAAAGGAAAUGGUGUGUGUUUGGAGUUCGGUAUCACUGCUUCCCCAGACCAGAUUAGCGUUGAUAGUUUGUCAGUUAAGAAACCAGAAGCCUCUGAAGAUGAGCUUGCAUACGAAGGACCUGACUACAGUGACUUGGAUGAGAACCUGCAAAAGGCUUUUGAGAAAUAUCUCGAGAUUAGAGGAAUCACUACCUAUACAACCAACUUUAUGUUGUCUUACAUGAAAGAUAAAGAUAACAGAGAGUACUUGCAAUGGCUGAGGGAACUUAAGAACUUCGUUGCAAAGUGAACUUCAGAUGAUGCAGUUUGCUUAUUGCUACAUUAACUCUUUGAAGUUUAAAUAUUGUUAGGUGUACUAGUACCAUGUACCAGGCGAAGGAAGACUGUUCAUUAUUCAUGAAAACCAUUUACGAGUGGUGAAGUAUCGAACCUCCUUAAGUACCCAAUAAUCAUUUUGAUAGAUUUGAAAGUUGAUGUUUUUCUUGGAUGAUACAUUUUGUUUCGUAUGUAGUGAUCAUCAAUGAAGUUUACUUUCAAAA
Messenger RNA from Rubroshorea leprosula, 1079 nucleotides. NCBI's taxonomy places the organism in Eukaryota, Viridiplantae, Streptophyta, Magnoliopsida, Malvales, Dipterocarpaceae. The record is from the annotation of a GenBank genome assembly.